AAGUGGCCAGAAUUAACUUUGCGGUUCACACGGUCAUGAAGUUUAAUAAUUGAGCAAUUAGGAUGAGGCUUUAUAGUUACCGCGUCCAAUAGGGUGCGGAGUUCACUACUAUAUAGCCUAGUUGAGCAUCGCUGUUAUAUCAAUUCUGGCCGUCUCGUUGCCAUCGACUUAGAUAGUUCAUUCUUAGGUUGAAAGCGAGUUUUUUUUUGUCGUGAUAGAAGAACGAACGCCGUGGAAGAAAAACCAGUUACUUUGAAGCUGGGGCAUUUUUUUUUCAGGUUAAAAGACUAAUUCGAUUGCAGUGUAAAAGGACAACCACUUGAAAAUGCAGUUCCUUGUUUUUACAACGGUGUUUUUCUGGGCGUUUCUGAGUGUUCCGCUCGUUGACUGCAGCAUAGACCUUCAGCAAGAGUCGUGGAACGAAUUGUCGCAUCAGUUCGUUCACCUGGCUAAAAAGUGUUACUUGUCGCGCGAUAUAUUCAUGUUGAGGUUGCAUCAUCUUACCGAUAGGAAUGUCACAUGCAACGAUGGCACGCCAGCAGGGUAUUACUUGAGAAGAGCUCAUGGUAGUAAAAGGUGGAUUGUGUAUUUGGAGGGUGGCGAAUUCUGUACCAGUGCAGAGUCUUGCCAAGCGAGAUAUUCCGAUAUGACCCAUCUGAUGUCUUCUGCUAGGUGGAACCCUGUUAAGGAAGGCUCCGGGAUACUCUCAACGAAACAACACCUAAAUCCAACCUGGUGGAAUGCAAAUCAUGUGUAUGUACCGUACUGCUCAAGUGACGCAUGGAUUGGCAACGCAUCAGCAAAUGAAACAGGAGAGCGAUUCUCUUUUGUCGGAAGCAGAAUAUUGGAAAGGGUGUUUACGGAGCUGAUGUCAAAGGGUCUGGAACAUGCCGAACGUGUUCUUCUAGCAGGAAGCAGUGCUGGUGGUAUCGGCGUGAUUCUCAACUUGGACAGGAUUGCCAAAAGGCUCCAGACGGGUGGAUUUAAAAUCGAUGUUCGAGGCCUGGCUGAUUCCGGCUGGUACCUGGACAUUCCUUCGUGUCCUGCAGGAGGAAAACACUGCCAGAGUGCUAAAAUCCAAGAAAACGUGACCAAAAUGGCAAUAGCUUAUUGGAGAGGCGUUGUACCUGACGAUUGCGCAAGAAGAAAUCCUCAGAAAAAAUGGAAAUGCUUCUUUGGUGAACAGGUGUAUCGUACAGAUGAUAAGUCUCCGAAACAUAGUCCCUUGUUCGUUUUCCAGUGGUUGUACGAUAGCGCACAACUGGUGUGGUCAAUUGGUGCGCAUAUUAUGAGACCAGGACAGUUAUCUAAAGAGGAGUUGGCCCGGGUAUCUUACAUUGGGAAUGAAGUAAGGAACUCCUUCAAUAGGACCAAAGGACUGUCGUGCGCGGUAUUUGCGCCAUCUUGCAUAUUCCACAGCAUCCUCAAUCAAAAUGACUGGCUGAACGUUUUAGUGAAAGGGAAGAACCUAAACCAGGCGCUUAACGAUUGGUACCAGUCCUCUGGCCAGACAACGCAGGACUGUCAGACACUCAUCGAAACGGAGUGUACUUAUCCACAGUGCGCUCCGACGUGUCCUUCAGGCUGGAAAUUAAUGGGUCAGCGGUCCCGCAGUAAACACACCAAACCACCGUCUGACUAGGUUGCGGUUCCAAGACUACGUAAAUGAGGGAGCCCCAUGGAAAAAGGGUCUCCCAAGACACUAGUGUAAUGUAGAAGUUGUUAAUGGAAUAUCACUAUAUUUUAAUAUGCAACAGAACACAUUGAUAACAGCUACUAUAAAUUUCUUCGUACUACGAAGUUAAUGAUUAAAAAAUAGUUUAAAAAGGCGUUACGAAUUUUGAAAAGGUCGACUUUUAAUUAACUAAUCAAGAGUGCUUUUUGUGGCCCUUCUGAUUCCAUCAUUUUCACCGAAAGCCCGCAAAACGGUAGGUACGUUGUGUAUGAGGACACAUAAUGUACUUCACGUAAUUAUAAAAUGAGUAACUUAUAAUGAAUAUGCAUGUUAUGUUCCCAUACAGUGUACCGGAGCGAUAAAGUACUCGGUAAAAUUCGACUCCAUUUUGUUUUGAUUGAAAGUAAAGAAAAGUGGCGGCAACCUGGUAAAAAAAUACAAAUCUUUUCAUAGACAUAGGUAACCAAGUUUUAUCUUUGGCCAUAAGAUGUAUCUCAUCCUUUUUUGGUAAAUUCAAUAUUUUCUCACGUAAAAAUACGAGGAAAAAGAAAAAGAAUUUAAAUCAUGAGGGCCACUAUUAUGACAGAAACUCAUUAAAAAUUAAUCUUAUCAUAAUAGGAAAACAGAAACACCAACAACGAGACCAUUUUUCGGAGAUGGUAGAGUUGAUAGGUAGUUGAAAGACACUGUUUUGUUAUGUGCUAUCGACUGUAAUAUUAAUCACUGUAAUGCAUCAAAUAGUUUUGCUCGCGCGCGAUUGGUCUUAACGCAUCGCCUGAUCAAAUACGCCUCAGCUAAAACUGGGGAAUAUUCGAGGAUAUAAAGCAAGCGAUAUGCCCAUAUUUUCAAACCUUGCGUCUUGAAAAGUGACUCGAAAAGAUGAGAGAGCGUUCAGCUAUUGUUACAGAAGAAGGGACAAUUUUGUUCGUUCAUUUAGUCGUACUAGAGACACUAAGAAAGAAUUAUCAUCCCACACAUGGCAAACAGUAAGAUGUUCACAAACCUUUUACCCACGCGUUGCAAAAAUAUUUGAAGGAUAAUAAACACGAUAGCUCGGACAUUACCUGUUUCUCGAAGUUCACAGUUUCCCCGCACAACUGUACACAUCUCGGGACAGAUAACGUCCGCGGACAACUAUCCGUGCCUGUUUUCGCGCCAAAUGAGGGCUGUAGUUUUUCUAUCAACUUUUCAUUAAUUUACCAUCUGUUUGGUCGACCAGUUCAUCGUUUUGAUUGACUUGUUCGUUUCUCGACGGCUUUUAUUCAAGGCAAGCAGUUGUUGUUUAAAAAGCUGAGAAACGAACAAGGAGACAAGAAAGGCUGUUUUAUCAUUAAGCGCAAGCAAGGUUUAUAAUGACUGUCAUUUGUUCUGUUGUUAGGUGCAUUACUAAAUAUUAAAAAAUAUAACGACGUUUAAAA
Messenger RNA from Pocillopora damicornis (cauliflower coral), 3093 nucleotides. RefSeq names its product palmitoleoyl-protein carboxylesterase notum1a. Gene Ontology annotation, molecular function: hydrolase activity. The record is from RefSeq and is a predicted model, not a curated record. NCBI's taxonomy places the organism in Eukaryota, Metazoa, Cnidaria, Anthozoa, Scleractinia, Pocilloporidae.